GGUAAUCUAAAAUCUGAAGUAAAUUUUCUUACAACAACUCUUAGUCUUUGGUCGUCGUCGCCAAGUUGUUUAAUAAAACCGCCUUAACCUUAACCUUAAUCUUAAUCUCAAUUCUGAACCCCAACCAAAUCCAACUUAAUUAUAGUCUUGUAGAGCGCAACGCAGCAAAUCUAUCAGCCUCUCCGGUUUCAAAAAUGCUCUGUCUGCAAUCUGUCCAGUUCUACUUCUAGCUUUUCAUUCUCCUGAUUCAAUACCAUGACAUCUGGUUAUGAAUACGAUAUUGAAGAUCUGUAUCAAGAAGCUCAAACGAGAUGGCUGAAGCCUGCAGAAGUGAUGUACAUUUUAAAGAAUCAUGAAAAGUACCAGUUCACCCAUGAACCACCGCAACAGCCAACCAGUGGAUCCCUGUUUCUGUUUAAUAAAAGAGUCUUGCGCUUCUUCCGUCGAGAUGGUCAUAGCUGGCGGAAGAAAAGAGAUGGAAGAACUGUGGGAGAAGCACACGAACGGCUUAAGGUUGGAAAUGUUGAAGCCUUAAAUUGUUACUAUGCACAUGGAGAGCAGAACCCUACUUUCCAAAGGCGGAGCUAUUGGAUGUUGGAUCCGGCAUAUGAGCAUAUUGUUCUUGUGCAUUACAGAGAAACAAAUGAGGGAAAGCCCAGUUCUGGGCCUGGCAUACAAUUGUCACCAGGUUCCUCUUCUGCAUUUAGUCAGAGCCCUGGGUCAACAACAUCCAUACUUGGUGAUUCAUAUGAACCUAAUCAGAGUUUCUCCACUGGAUCUGUAGAAGUUUCCUCUGAUAUAUUAAUUGGGAACAAUGGAAUGGGUCACUUGGAUGGAACAGAUACAGAAUCAGGAACCUCAACUGAACUCGAGGUUACCCAUGCUUUGCGCCGAUUGGAGGAGCAAUUAAGUUUGAACGAGGACAGCCUUAAAGAAAUUCCUCCCUUCUGCAAUGAGCACGAAACUGCACAUGAUUCAAACCCUCAAAACAAUCAAGGGGUGAUCUACAUGCAAGAGAAAUCUGCAACUUUCCAUGGACCAGAUGAACAUGGGCUAUUUUAUGAUGGAUAUAAUGGAAGACAAGGUGAUAGUGGUGAAUGUUAUCAUGAAUUACUAGACCAUGAUUGCCCAGAUGGAAAUGAAGAGGCUUUAUCUUGGACAAAGAUGCUGGAAUCAUGUAAGUCCUCAUCUGCGGCCAAGUUACCACAGAAAAAUGCAUAUAUGCCAGCUGGAAAUGAAAACUCACCAUCUUCUUCAAGAAGGGAACCAGUUGCCAACCAGGAAAACAAUAACUGGCUAAACUUCAACAGUAAUAAUGCUGAAAACUAUGUUUUCUCACUACCUCAAGGCAUUGGUGGAGUCAAAUUUCGUCCAUAUUCUUCUAUGUUGGAAACACAAGAAACUAAUUCUGACUACUAUGCAACAUUGUUUGACCAAAGCCAAAUUGGAGCACCUCUGGAUGCAGAUUCAAGCUUGACUGUUGCACAAAAACAGAAAUUUAAUAUUAAGACAGUCUCCCCAGAGUGGGGUUAUGCCACUGAGACUACAAAGGUAAUCAUUGUUGGGUCUUUCCUUUGUCAUCCCUCGGAUUCUGCCUGGGCAUGUAUGUUUGGUGAUAUUGAAGUUCCUGUUGAGAUGAUUCAGGAUGGUGUAAUCUGUUGUGAAGCUCCAUCUCACCUUCCUGGAAAGGUUACUCUGUGCAUUACUUCUGGAAACCGGGAGUCCUGCAGCGAAGUCAGAGAGUUUGAGUAUCGGGAUAAGACCAAUAGUUGCACCCACUGUACUCCAUUUGAAAAAGAAGCCUCUAGAAGUCCAGAAGAACUGUUAUUACUUGUUAGGUUUGGGCAGAUGCUCCUUUCCGUGUCAACUAUAAACAAUGACAACAUAGAACCUGGAGCUACUCUCAUAAAACACAAAGCUGAUGAUGAUUCAUGGAGCCAUAUAAUAGAGGCUCUUCUAAUUGGCAGUGGAACUUCAUCUGGUACUAUUGAUUGGCUUCUUGAAGAGCUUCUAAAGGAUAAGCUGCAGUUGUGGCUUUCUUGCAGAUCCCAGGAAAGAGAUGAAGAGACAGGCUGUUCUUUGUCCAAGAAAGAGCAGGGUAUUAUUCACAUGGUUGCUGGGUUGGGUUUUGAGUGGGCCUUGAACCCUAUUCUUAGUUGUGGUGUGAAUAUAAAUUUCCGCGACAUCAAUGGGUGGACUGCGCUUCAUUGGGCUGCACGUUUUGGAAGGGAAAAAAUGGUUGCGUCGCUUAUAGCUUCUGGUGCAUCUGCUGGAGCAGUGACAGAUCCAAGUGCACAAGAUCCAAUCGGCAAAACUGCUGCAUCUAUUGCAGCCAGCAGUGGGCAUAAGGGAUUGGCAGGAUAUCUUUCAGAGGUAGCUCUAACGAGUCAUCUCUCAUCUCUUACACUGGAAGAGAGUGAGCUAUCUAGAAAUUCUGCUGAGCUUCAAGCAGAUUUAACUGUUAGUAGUGUCUCCAAUGAAAACCUUGCUUCCAGUGAGGAUCAGGUUUCACUCAAAGAUACCUUGGCUGCUAUCAGAAAUGUAACUCAGGCAGCUGCACGGAUACAAUCUGCGUUUCGUUCACAUUCAUUUAGAAAACGGAGAGCGAGAGAAGCAGCUGAUGGUAUAAAUGGGUAUGGUAUCAAUGCAGGUAACAUUGGUAACAUUCCAGAGCUUUCUGCUCUGUCAAAACUUGCCUUUCAUAACUCACGUGAACACAAUUCAGCUGCCUUAUCAAUUCAGAAGAAAUAUCGUGGUUGGAAAGGUCGCAAAGAUUUCUUAGCAUUGCGCCAAAAAGUAGUGAAGAUUCAGGCUCAUGUGAGGGGUUACCAGGUUAGGAAGCAUUACAAGGUAAUAUGGGCUGUUGGAAUCUUGGACAAGGUUGUGCUACGAUGGCGGAGAAAAGGAGUUGGUCUUCGAGGUUUCCGACAAGAGAUGGAGACAAUUGAUGAAAAUGAAGAUGAAGAUGAAGAUAUUCUCAAGGUGUUCCGAAAACAGAAAGUAGAUGUAGAAAUUAAAGAGGCUGUUUCACGGGUGCUGUCCAUGGUCGACUCUCCAGAUGCUCAACAGCAAUAUCAUCGCAUGCUUGAGAAGUAUCGUCAGGCAAAGGCUGAACGCGCGGGUACGAGUGAAGAAGCAUCAUUAUCAACUUCUGAAAUGGAUUUUUUUAAUAUGGAAGAUGAUUUUUAUCAAUUUCCCUGGGAGCCACGCUAGUCUUACAAAUUUUCGUUCUUUUGAAUGAUAAAUUUCUGGCGUCACGGUUUCCAUGGUCUCUGUAUCUAGAUGCUUAGAACAAGUCGACUCUUUAGUUUUUGACAGUCUAGAUUGUGUAGUUGUGAUAAUGGUGAUGUACAUUGCUACUUUGUAAAAUAUGAAAUGGCGUUGAAUACAGGCAGGUAAUAGUGUUUCAAAUU
Gastrolobium bilobum is the source of this 3413-nucleotide messenger RNA. RefSeq names its product calmodulin-binding transcription activator 4-like. The record is from RefSeq and is a predicted model, not a curated record. Gene Ontology annotation, biological process: regulation of transcription by RNA polymerase II. The transcript has 14 exons. Bases 256 to 3213 code for a protein of 985 amino acids. Lineage: Eukaryota; Viridiplantae; Streptophyta; Magnoliopsida; Fabales; Fabaceae. Gene Ontology annotation, cellular component: nucleus. Gene Ontology annotation, molecular function: transcription coregulator activity; protein binding; double-stranded DNA binding.